Messenger RNA from Somion occarium, 1881 nucleotides. NCBI's taxonomy places the organism in Eukaryota, Fungi, Basidiomycota, Agaricomycetes, Polyporales, Cerrenaceae. The record is from the annotation of a GenBank genome assembly.
CAUCGCCAUCGCCCGCACAAAGCCACUCUACCGCCUGCAUUCCGGACAUACCAGCAUUCGGCGAUUCACUGUGUGGUGAGGAUAGAACGUUUAAUUGAGAUUCAAGUUGACGGUGUUUUCCAAAGCUUACAUCUAGAAUUGAGUACUUGAUUCCAAACAUAACGUCCACGUCGGACUGUAUAUAUGGUCGCGUUUCCAGGUCAGCUAUUUUGCAACUGCCCUUCCAGAUCAAUUGCGACCCACCGUGUCUCGCUUCUGGGUAUAGUCGACGCCAAAUCUUGUGUCUACGGCACGAUCCUCGAUCUGUAUGAGGAGUCGCCACAUUUUGGUCAGCCUGAGGCAUCCAUAUCUUAACAAAGAAAUUCUGACAGGCGAUGCCAUGACGCUACCGGCAGUCAUGAUCAUUGCUAGGAAUGCGAGCAAAGUAACCUGCAUUGUCAAGAGUAUGAUACUGGCUCAGUGAGGUUCUGCAGUGUGAAGAUGGUUAUAAUGGAAACAGCUCAAUCUGUUGCUUUUUUAUAUCUUUCCUCGCUGACGGCCUUCUUUUAUCAAGGUGUGAUUUUUCGUGUUGCAUCAUUCCAGUGGCUUGCUUGGCUAUCGGUCUUGGCAACCCUGUACGCUCAACAGAAGAUGGGCGUCGUGCUCAGGCAAUGCUAAUAACACAGACACAAUGUCUAUUGGGACGUGUUUCCAUGGACCAACGCCUCGCCAACUGUCAUGAAAGGUUCCCUACUCCCACCCUUGGCCUCCUGUCCGCGUGAACGCCAUUCUCUGUGCCUAUUCAAAUCAAGAUAUAGUUCCAACACGGCGUCGAAACACGCGCCCUAAAUGCCGCGCUCCCAUUGUAAUUUAAAAGGUUAUGAAAAUUCCACCCGGUUGGUUACUACCUCCGUUGCGCUCUACCUUUACCUUGGCUAACGAUCCGUACAGCAUUCAGGCUAUAUUAUCUCUGUCGUCGCUUGCAGCUUCUCAGUUCAUCUCUUUCUAUGCCAGACACCGAGAGAUAUUCCCUUUUGCCCAGUAAUGAUUCUGGCCAUACCGAUGAUAAGACGGAUAACGAUACCUCCUUGCUGAAUGCCCCCGCUAUCGACCCUAGGAGGCAGCAUAGGCUCCUGUACUGGAUCAUCGUUGCGAUACAAAGCUUUAUAAUUUUGCUUCUGGUCAUCAAGCUCUGGUCCAAUAAAUGUGGUUGCGGAGUCUCCUCUCAGAUUCUAUACUCUCCUGCACAGUCAGUCCUCGAAUACUUACCGAUUACCUUUAGCAUGGGUGUUGGACAUCAAGCAACCGUUUACCAAGGCGACCCAUCAGACGAGGUUGACAAGGCUUGGGCGGACUUGUAUAACGACUUCGGAAUAUCAAAGAUACCUGAAUCACAGGCUCGACUGCUACCCAAUAAGACAUCUGCUAUCCCGGGAGAAGAUAACUACGUAGUGGCACUCUCGGUUUUUCAUCAACUUCACUGCCUCAAUUUAAUUCGUCGGAGCUUGCGACCAGAACACUAUGCAGACCCAGAAACCGGAGCCAUAGGGGGGAUAGCACCUGAAGACUUACCAGAACACCUCAAUCACUGCGUCGACAACAUUCGACAGAGUAUUAUGUGUUCCGCGGAUAUCAGCGUUAUUGUUUGGAAAUGGAACGACGCCGAGAAUACCGCGUUUCCAAGGAUGGACACAGUCCAUUCUUGUCGUAAUUUCAACAAGAUUGUGGACUGGGCGAAAGCUCACAGGAGUGGGGACUUCAACAUGAGUGUCCCUAUCAAGCCUAAUGUAUAGCACUGAUCCAAACAUCGGUCUGUCAGUCUAACGGAUGGUAACUGUCGUGCAAGAAUCUGUCUCUACGACUUUAAAUAAAUGGUCGCUACUUAAUGUAACCUUCAUGCAG